This is a messenger RNA of Rhodamnia argentea, 751 nucleotides long. RefSeq names its product V-type proton ATPase subunit G-like. The transcript is spliced from 3 exons. Lineage: Eukaryota; Viridiplantae; Streptophyta; Magnoliopsida; Myrtales; Myrtaceae. Gene Ontology annotation, biological process: proton transmembrane transport. The coding region runs from base 208 to 540 and encodes 110 amino acids. Gene Ontology annotation, cellular component: vacuolar proton-transporting V-type ATPase complex. Gene Ontology annotation, molecular function: proton-transporting ATPase activity, rotational mechanism. The record is from RefSeq and is a predicted model, not a curated record.
AUCUCGGCAAGAAUGUCGGAGAACAUGUUGUUGUCUCAUGCACUGAGAAUUCUCUCUUUCCCAUCAACGCUACACGUUGCGAGUCUCAAUUUGCCAUUGCCACUCUCAGGUUUUUUCCUGCUUGCGUUCAUCUUCUUAUCGUGACUUCGAUCUGUCUCCGCUUCGUUAGUUAUCGAGCUUCGUCCGGCAACGUCGUUAGGAUUUCCGAUGGAUUCCAUGAAGGGACAAGGCGGGAUUCAGAUGCUGUUGACUGCAGAACAGGAGGCUCAACAGAUCAUUUCGAGCGCCAAGAAUCUAAAGAUCACGAGAUUGAAAAAAGCGAAGGAAGAAGCGGAAAAGGAUGUCGCAACAUAUCGAUCACAUCUAGAGAGUGAGUACCAGAAGAGUAUUGCUGAGACGGGCGGGGCAUCUGGAGCGAAUGUACAGAGGCUCGAAGAAGAAACAGGUGCGAAAAUCCAGAACUUGAAAGAAUCAGCUUCGAAAGUUUCGGAGGACAUAACUGGGAUGUUGAUCAAGCAUGUUACGACAGUGAAGGUGUGAAGACCGAUUGCAUUGCUUUCAUUUGGAGAAGAAAUCUCAAUUAUGCUUUACUUCGUCUUAGAAAAGGAUCAGUGCUUCUUUCCAUUUCAUUCGCGUAACGAUAUUGGCGUAGCCCAUGUCGUAUGUUUAGCUUGCUCUCUCCACUUCUUGAGCUUUUCCCUCUCAAUUUUGCAUGGCUGGGACAUAUGAAAUGCUUGAUUUCUCUUAAACC